AUGGAGGGUGGAGAAAGUGAGGGAGGAGGGGAAGAGGAGAGGAGGGGAACCCCGCCACAGGAGGAGGAGAAGGACGAUGAACAGCCAGGUGAUGCUGACGAGGCAGCAGAGGACUCUGGGGUUACUGCGCUACCUGUGCAAGAGGUUUGUGAAAGACACUACUCUACAGUACAGGAUACGUCUUUUCACACGUUUCUCAAGUUAGGAUUUGCGAGUCUCAUGAUAUUGUAUCAUCGGCAUUUUAUUUUUAGACAUAGAAAAUCAUGACAUUAUUUCCAAAAUACGAUUUAGACAUGAUUUAGGCAAUGGUCAAUGCACUGAAUUAAAUAUAACACUUUAUUAUAAGUAUUAUAUUAUAUAUCUCUAAGGAUCAAUAAGUGACUUCCUGAGUGUCCUCCUGUCUAUCCUCCAUGCAGGGUGGAUCAGCAGAGCAGUCAGACAGAGAGCAGGCUGAGGCGGGGGCUGAUGACCCAGUGUCCCAGUCAGGAGACAAUGGUACAGGCGCAGCCAGCAACUCCGGUCAGCAGGGUUUCAAUAAGAGGGAGGGGUAGAACAAUGGUGGGAAAAUGUAACUGAUUUCUAUCACCUUUGAAAUUGAGUUGAGCGCUGUGACUUGUCAAGCACGGUAUCUGUUGAGGAUUGAUCAUGAAACAUUGUUUUUUGGGUUCCAGAUAACGGAACGAUGCCCUUGCCUCCUCACCCCUCAUUGCACCUCUCAGUCCCCCUCUCUGACAGCGAUGGGGACGAGUUACGCAGGGCGGAGGAAGACGACGAUGGAGAUGAGCUAAUUGUACUGGACCCUGAACACGUAAGCAGUUUUCCUGCUUAACAUCACUGCUAACAUUGUUUUAAAUACCUUAAGGUUUAAACCCUGUUAUGCCUAUCAGAUGAACGCCUUAGUAUGGUUUUUCCAAUCUGCCUGUAGCCACUGAUGAAAAGGUUCCAGACUGCACUGAAGAGCCACCUCCAUAAGCAACUGGAGAGACUCAACUUGGAGCUGAGAGAGAAGGUGCAGUAGGUCUCUUCUGAAGCAAAGACUCUUCAUUCUUUACAAUGGUUUACAAUCAAAUCAACAUGGACAUCCACGUUACAGUAUACAUGCAGGAUGACUCAUACCUUUUAUGGGUCCCCUUUUUGAAGGCACUCUUUUCCCAGGAGAGGGCGCCAUUGACUUGUUUUGGCUCAAUCUCGAAACAUUCAUUUCAAAACACACAAUAAGAUAAUCUGCAACUAGAAAUUAUCUAUAAGCAACAACAAUUGAUUUACAAGGAUUAAUCACUAUUGUUAUAACAUAAAAAAAAAACAUCCACAGGCCUUGCAGUGCAUUUCUAAGGCAUUUGUCCUAUGCAAUUCUGACCCCAACCUAUGCUUUCUUUCCCUCCACUCCUCCACCCAUCUCCCUAGAUGGCUAUAGAGAGGUCUGAGAGCGACCACCGAGAGGAGCUGGGCGUGGAGCUGUACGGCAUACAGCAGGAGCUGGCCAGACUCCAGGCCUGUCUGGAGGACCGUCACGAGACCAACACACAGGCGGCCGCCCAGCGCAGACAGGCCCAGGAUCAGCUGGAGGGGGUCCGAAGCCAGUACCGCACCACAGCCAGCCAGGCCAGCAAGCAGAGGUCACAUGGUGAGACCCAUAGAGAUAUACAGUUAGUCUGCCUUCUUUUAAAUUCUGUGGUGAUAGCACUCACUGACUUGAUAGGGACAGAUAUACUAGGAUUUUAUAGAUACUAUCCAACUGUUCAAGAAACAUAGACACAUUGAAUCAUCAACAGUCAUAAGCACAAGUUUCUGUGAAUAUAGGCUGUUGUCCCUGUGUUACAGAUGUAGGAUCUUAAUUUGAUCACUCUUUUGUUGCUGAGAAUUUUUGUGCACCACAGGAAAUGCAGAUGAGCUUUGUGAUUUACAUAAAUUCACUGAAAACCUACACUAACACCAACAGUAUUGCACUUUUCAAGUAGCCUACUUUUGGCCAGCUAAUAGCUUAACCACCGAUCAAGCAACGUUAUGGACUAAACGUUAAAAUCCUGUUGCUGCAGGAUUAUUUUGCUGUGACAAUAUAGGUCAAAUUAAGAUCCUAUAUCUGUACUAUGGCUUGGGCCAGGAGUUUUUCUUAACCUAAUCAAGGAAAAAAUCAGGACCCUAGCCUAGUUAUAAUAGCCCAUAACUAUCACCUAAAGGUUUUCCUGGUCAGGUGACAUAGUCAGGAAAAACUCCUGUCCCUAACUACUUCUAUCACCUUCUCCCUCAGUGUCCCAGCUGCAGAGUGAGGUAGAGAACCUGGCACUGCGUCUGUUCUACAUCCAGGAGGUUAACGCCGACCUGCGCUCUGACAUCACAGCCAUGAAAAACGCCUCGCGCAAGGCCCACUCCGAGAAGACCCAGGCAGAGGAGCAGAAACAAAAACAGGUCAGGACACACGCCUUCCUUCUUUUACAACUGAUUCAAAAUCAGCCGAAUGGCAUGUUAUAUCUAAUGUUAACCGUUCUGAGCCAAAUCGCAAAACUGGACCUGGACCAGUUGCUAAGGGUCUAGAAAUAGAAUUUCGAAUUAUUCUUAUUUCUUUGGCUGUGUCUUCUCAGGCAGUGUAUUACAGGUGAUUGCUAAUAUGACCCUCUCUCUCUUUCUAACCCCCUCUCUCUCUUUCUCUCUACCAUCCCUCUCGCUCUCCCCCCCCCCUACCCCUCUCUCUCUCUCUCUCUCUCUCUCUCUAACCCCCUCUCUCUCUCUCUCUCUUCCACCCCUCUCUCUCUCUACCCCUCCUACCCCCCUCUCUCUCUCUCCCUACCUCCCUCUCUCUCUUUCUCUCUACCACCCCUAUCUCUCUCUACCUCCCCCCCUCUAUCUCAGGACUUGUAUGUGGAGCGGUUGACCAAACACAUGGAACGGCUGACGGAGCAGAUAGCUCUGUAUGAAGUCCAGACCAUCGCCCAGUCUGAGGAGACCCAGGCAGCCAAGGAGGCCCUCUCUGAGGUACACUACUGUCCACUCCAGGGUGGGUGUAGGCUUUUGCUCCAGCCAAGCAGUAGCACACCUGAUUCAACUAAUGUUUUAAUCCUAAAUGUGUUACUGCUUAGGCUGAGUCAAAAGCUGUACACACAGAAGGAAUGGGGAAUGGUGGUGAAUGGUGUGAAUUUUGCCUGUGUGUCUCUCGAUGCAGGCCCAGAUGGAGAUGGACUCUUUGGUGAUGGAGAGGAAGCAACUGCUGCAGCAGUGGAACAGCAGCCUGGUGGGCAUGAGGAGACGAGAUGACGCCUACACCGCCAUGCUGGAGGCUCUACGGUGAGGACACUUAAACUCCUAGCACUGUGUAGAGUCGACACACCACAGGAGGCUGCUGAGGGGAGGACGGCUCAUAUUAAUGGCUGGAAUGGAGUGAAUGGAAUGGUAUCAAACACAUGGGAACCAUGUGUUUGAUGUGUUGGUUACCAUUCCAUUUAUACCGUUCCAGCCAUUACUAUGAGCCCGUCCUCCCCAAUUAAGAUGCCACCAGCCGCCUGUGACACACACACACCUCACCACACAGUGUAGAACAGCAGCCUGGUGGGCAUGACGAGACGAGGCCUACACUGCCAUGCUAGACGCUCUACGGUGGCAGAGAAUACACACUGGAUAGACUUGAAAUGGCAACCAUAUUCCAUCUAUAAUGCACUACUUUUGGCUAGAUGUCCAUUGGCCAGUGUCCAAUGUCUAUUUACAAUACAAUUUGUAUUUGCUGUGCAUCAGUGCUGCUGGUCUGCUCUGGUCAAACUUUCUCCUUGAGACUUGACAUGCUGUACACCUGUGGGAUGCCACCAUGUACACGUCUAUCAAUCUCCCCCUCCCUCCCUCCCUCCCUCCCUCCCUCCCUCCCUCCCUCCCUCCCUCCGUCCAGCACGGCCACCCACCAGGUCCGCUCUUUAGACACCGAAAUCGAGGGCUUCAAGAAGUCCAUCACGCGGGAGGAGGAGCGUAAUGAGCUGCUGACAGUACUACUGAACAGGACCCAGCUGGACAGCGCCACCUCCAAGAAGCUGAUCUCCCAGAGCCACAGCCAGCAGGAGGCGCUGAAGGCCCAGUACAGCAUCUACAUGAGGAUACUGCAGGAGACCGAGCAGACACUGCAACGCGUCAACACAGUGAGUUAAUUAAUGAAUUGGUUUUAUUUUACACAUUUGAAUAGGUUGCUUUAGCCAAGUGGAAUCAACAAUACCCACAUUGAAAUGAAUCAUUGAGGAUUAAAACAAUGAAGUCAAAAGACUUGCUUCCAUUGUGGUUUUUCUUGGUGUAUCUUCUGUUCUUUCCCUAUGCAGGCUCCUCUGAAUGCAUUAUCCGCUCAAUAUGAAGUGACUGGAAUGUUGUAUUGUUGUUGUCAUGACUCAUAUACGUGGAUGAUAGUACGAUGAAACACUUCUAAUCCCUGUCCUGUCCCGCUCCCUCCCAUCUCCCCCCUCCCCUCUCUCCUCCCUCUCUCCAGGAGUGUGGGGUGCGCCAGAUGGAGGUGUCCUCCCUGAGGAAGCAGAUGGAGAAGGAGUGGGUGCGGCGCAUCGAGCUGGAGGACCGCAUCAUGUCCAAGAUGCAGGAGCAUCUCACCCACGACAAGGCCACCAAGUACUCCCGACGCCUCACCGACAAGAUGGCCGCCCACAAGAGGGAGAAGGUGAGCGUUGAUCGGCGUACUUUUUUUCCAUCAAGUUUAUUUCGGGAGUUUUCAAGUAAUUCAUACCAUUACAAAAACAAUUUUAUUGUGGAGAUGUGUUAGGAAUGGGAGACUUUGUAGAAUUACAGCACAGAAGGAGUUUAAUCUGGUUGUUAUUUAAGAUGAACAUUGGUAUAGCUAGUUUUUCAAUAACCUGUGUAGACAAAAAAAAUGAAAGGGUAAAUUGAUAACCACACCAACCACAAUGCUACAUAUGAAACUUUGUUAGUGCAAUGUAUCUCCUCUGUGUGUGAGUGUCCCUCCCUCUCUCUUCACCAUACCAGGAGGCCCAGCUGUCCUGCCUAGAGAACGAAAUGGCAGCGGUGACGCUGGAGAGAAGUAACGUCACCCUGCGUCUGGAGGGUCUGGCUCGCACCCUCGCCUCGCUGGAGACGGAGAUGAGCCGCCGCAACCAACUGCUCAGCGCCAGCGAGGCCAGGAUCACCAAGCAUGUCACCGUCAUCGAGCGCAAGCAGGCCACCAUCAACGUUUACAACAAGAAGAUCGAGCAGCUCAUCGCCAGCACUGGGGUGAGAGUUAACUUACAACCGAGCACUGACCAGUGUAAGUUCUGUCUAAGAAUAAAGGACUGAAGGUACUGAAUCUAAAAUAGAUACCACCUACAGAACUAGAAUGAUAUUCUAUGUCUAUGAGAGCACCAUCCUCUACAAUAAGACUGGAGCUAGUAUCGAUUUGAAACGUUUCAAAAGGUUCCUGAUUUUCUAUGUUGUCUUGAUCACAUCCCUACUUACGUCAACAGCACGAGGACCUGGGCCCGUUGGAGAUCCGGGCCAGUACUCUGACCAAACAGCUGGAGGGGGUGGGAGGAGAGAUCAAGGAGGAGCAGCAGCUCUGGCUGCGGCAGCAGGGGGAACUAGUGAGACUGACACAAGAGAAACAGGCCCGGAGCGCCGCCCUGCUCACACUGCAGACCCAAUGCACCAUCCUACAGCAGAGGAAAGUCCGCACCGAGAGUAUGUAAACACACACUGACCCAGGAGAAACGGCCCAGAGCACCGCGCUGCUCACACUACAGACACAACUCUCCAUCCGCACCAUGACUACAACACACACUCAGUGGAUAUAGAGAUAGAUAUGAUUUAUUUAAGUGUCAUACACUUACCGGUGCCCAGCCCACAUGGGCUUACAAGACACUACAGAAUAAAAUAACAUUUUACAAAUUAUGCGCAUAAAAUAAUCAUGGCAAGGACAGCUACCAUCUAGUACAUUUCUCCUUCUCGUCCAGGCAUUGUGAACGAACUGAGCAAUCUCAAACACACCCUGUCUGAAACAGAAAUGCAAGCCUCUGCUCGUCCUGUAACCAGAAUACUUUCUAAGUCAUUUAAAAAAUAAAAAUAAAUGUCUCAGAUCGUCAUACAGAGCACAAUAAAACACAAAAUGGAUUUCGUUUGCGAUUUCCCCAAGAUCACACAGAAGGCAAAUUCUCUCCUCUUCAGGCACUCUGUUAAAUCUACUAGUGUCUAGAGGGAGGGUGCCGGAUCUGAGUUGUGCAUAAAGUGACCUUUGGAUUUUUGUUAGGUUCAGGCAGACAUAUGGUUCAGGGUUGGAAGAUGUGCAGUCUUGGUCACAGAGACUAAAUCUAUAGUGGGUCUUUGUGACCCUACCCUAACACAGACACUCCCGUCCCCAACACACACACCCUAACCCUUGGUCUCCCCACCUCUCCGCUGCCUCCCGUCCAGCUGAGAUACAACAGGAGCAGCGUGAGCAGGCCGAGCUGGAGAGACACAUGAAGGAGCUGAUGGCGGACAUGUUGAAGCUCAACUCCCUGCUGAGUGAGAACAGGCAUCUCCGCCAGGCCCUGGAGCAGGGCAACGUCCUCAUGGAGACUGACUUCCUGCACAGACUCAAGGUGAGACUGGGGAGGGGGGUGUUCAUGGUAGAGGGUGUUCAUGGUGGGGGGUGUUUCCGGUGUUAAUCAGUCCCUCAGUCAAAUACGUACACAUACAAAUACUAAUAUGUCUGUUUCAGUCCUAAACCACUGCCUAGUAUACUAACUAAGUAAUUAUUUAAACUACAAAAUUAUUUUUCUGUCUAGACAGACAGUAAUUUCUGAUACUCCAUAAUAUAUUCUGAUCAACAGGCUUGUUCUUGUUCAAAGACUUUUGACCAAAUUGAAGGGCAGUAUGCUAGACAUACUGUAUAUAGACUUAAAUAUGAUAUAGAUAUAGAAAUGCCUCCACACCAUUGUACUUCAUGUAUAACAGUGUAUUUCUGUAAUGUUGUGUGUGUAGGAGGCAGAGAGAGACUCCAUUGAGAUGCAGAUGAAGCUAGAGAGGAUCCAGGAGGAGAAGGACAGGCUGUUCAACAGUCUGGUGGAGUCAGAGUGAGUCAAACAGUAGCAAGUAGUCGGUUUAGAAACAUGAGCCUCUGUCUAUCUGUCUGUCUGUGUCUUGUACCUCAUUCGAGUGUACGUUUGUGUGUGCCUCACAUGUUUGUGUUAUGUGUGUGUGUGUGUUUGUUUAUUUCACCCAUGUUUAUUUGUGUGUGUGUGGGUUUCAGGCGUCAGAUCAUGCUGUGGGAGAAGAAGAGCCAGCUAGUGAGAGAGACCAGGUCGGCUGUGGACUCUGAGGUGGGCCAGGGAGACAUCCGCACCAUGAGGGCUGAGAUCCACCGCAUGGAGGUAACAUCUCACACACUGGAGAAACCAAGAGCAAAUCUCACAUCACACCAUUUUUCACAUAGUGCACUACUUAGUCCCUCCUACUGCAGACUGAUACACUAUGUCCCCAUAUAGCACACUACAACAUUGUGUUGCUGCCUAUACAAAUAAAGUUUGAUUCGAUUCCUUCGCGCACUAAAUGUGGAAUAGAUGGAAUAGGCAGGACACCUCACACACUCAUACACCUGUUUCACCCCCUCCAAUGCUUUUACUGGGUAAUGAAUCAAUGCCCUGUACUGGAGGCAAGAAUCAAGUAUCCAUGUGAGUGUGUCCCUACAGGUGCGCUACAGUCAGCUGAUGAAGCAGCAGGAGCGCCUACUGAGGGAGAUGGAGGGAGUGGUGGCUCGUAGGGAGACUAUCGUGAUGCGCAGUGAGGCUCAGGCACGCACCAACCGCAAGCAGCCCACACACACCGACUUCCACGGCAUCCUGCAGGGCCUGCGCCGGAACAUACUGGACACACAGAAGGUGGGGGGUGUGGGUGUAUGGAAGUGGGUGGGUCGGUGGGUGGGUGAGUCGGUGAGAAGUGGGUGGGUCGGUUGGUGUGUUGGUGGGUGUGCGUAUGUACAGUACGUAUAUGCUUAAUAUGUGUGUCUAUGUUGUGUGUGUCUCCCCACCCUAACAGCAAGCGGAGGAGUGUGAUGGGGUACUCAGGGAGCUGCAGCAGGGCCAGGCCUGUCUGAGCAGCAGUCUGAGGGACAAACAGCUGCAGCUGGGAGAGCUCCACAGCGCCAGAACUGUCCUCACCUCAGACUUCCACUGUCUGCAGGACACCAAGGAGAGGGUAUGUGAUGUUGAACAUUCACCCAUUCACUCAACAUUAUUCCUGCCCAAUUUAUUGGUAUCCAUAGUUGAGAGGUGGUUUUCACUGUGCAUAGCUAUUUGAAUAUCUCUUUUCAUCUCAUGUCUUGUCUUUUUAAAUCCCUUAUCCAUCCUUCUUUUCCUUCCUCGGUCUGGUUCUUUCUCUCUCUCUAUCCUCCCUUUCUCUCUCUCUUCCCUUUCUCUCUCUCUCUCUCUCCUCCCUCCCCCGCUCUCCCGUCUCCUUCAUCUCUCCUCUCUCUCCCUCCCUCUAGAACCUGGCCCGUCUGGUCUCCCUCCAGGGCCGGGCCAAGCAGCUCCAAGCGGUGCGUGAGGGGCGCUACAGCGCCCUGUCCACCGGCGAAGCCUUGGAGCCUGCGUUGCGGCGUCAGGAGGAGCGUCUGCACACUGUGGCCACCAUCCUGCACCGCGUCCAGCAGGAGUUCCCCCAGCACCAGGGGGCGCUACGACGCAUCUCCCUAGCCCUGGCCGCGCGCCUGCAGACACCAAUUGGUCAGGAGACCCUCUGACUAUUACAUGACUGAAAACCACCAUCGUAGGAUUACCCACGGAGUAGAUGGGAGAUAGAGAUCCAUCAUAGUUGUAGGGUAUUACUGCUCGAUGGUGUUCUAUGUUACUCUGGCUGUUAGGAUUAGGGAGCUGGACUUGGGGUGGAAGCUCUCCACCUGGCCAUGUUUGGGCAAUUUAGGUUUUCAGAAUAUUUUGUUUCAGUUUAUUUUCAGUUGAUAAAAUGAAGAGUUGAUUUAAUAUAUACACAGAUACAUCCUGCCAGCCUGUGAAAAUAAUAUUGUCCUUGGAUAAACUGAAGAUACACAUCUACACAUAUAUGAACAAUAAAAGCAACAUUUGCUAUUCUUUCUUUAGUUAAUAUCCACAAACUAGCUAAAUCUUAAGUAUGGAAUCACUAAAGCCAGCC
Molecule: messenger RNA, 9093 nt
Organism: Coregonus sp. 'balchen'
Lineage: Eukaryota; Metazoa; Chordata; Actinopteri; Salmoniformes; Salmonidae
Source: the annotation of a GenBank genome assembly